Molecule: messenger RNA, 1688 nt
Organism: Schizosaccharomyces japonicus yFS275
Lineage: Eukaryota; Fungi; Ascomycota; Schizosaccharomycetes; Schizosaccharomycetales; Schizosaccharomycetaceae
Product: adenine DNA glycosylase Myh1
Exons: 2
Coding region: 100-1512 (470 amino acids)
Biological process (GO): DNA repair; base-excision repair, AP site formation; base-excision repair
Molecular function (GO): oxidized base lesion DNA N-glycosylase activity; hydrolase activity, acting on glycosyl bonds; catalytic activity
Source: RefSeq, a predicted model, not a curated record
ACAAAAUUUACUACCGCCAAUAGUUGUGGUCUAAUUACUCGGUCAUAGAGUCUGUAGUAUACGAGACUAAACGUAAAACAAUCUCAUCAGUAUAGUUACAUGCAUAACAACUGUUAUCACUUGUUGUCUGAUGCGGAAGUCAAGUCCUUCCGUAAACAAUUGUUAGAUUUUUACGAGAAUACGAAAAGGAACCUCCCUUGGCGUAAGGACCCAUAUAAACCUCCUCAGAAAGAUGACCCAGAUGACCGUAAAAAAUUAGCUGUGCAAAGAUUCUAUGAGGUGCUAGUCUCGGAAAUCAUGCUGCAACAAACUCGUGUGGAGACAGUAAAACGAUACUACGACAAAUGGAUGAAAACUCUCCCUACCAUUCUUCACUGUGCCCAAGCAGACUACGAUACUGAGGUAAUGCCUCUAUGGUCCGGGAUGGGAUUUUACGGCAGAUGCAAACGACUUCACAGUGCCUGUAAAUACUUAGCAGUACUACCAGCCGAGGAGAUUCCAACGUCUCCAGAACGACUGGCUAAAAAUGUCCCUGGUGUAGGUCCUUACACUGCUGGGGCGGUCCUAAGUAUCGCUUGGGGAAUCCCUACGGGAGUUGUGGAUGGUAAUGUUCAGAGGGUUUUAAGUCGGUUGCUCGCCUUGCAUUGUAACGUUACGAAAGGCAAACCUAAUGCUUUCGUUUGGCAAAUGGCAAACUUGUUAGUAGAUCCGAACUUUCCAGGCAAUUUUAAUCAAGCGCUAAUGGAAUUAGGUGCUGUCACUUGCACACCACAAACAUUUAACUGUCCCGGUUGCCCCGUUUCUAAUAUUUGUAAAGCUUACCAAGAAAAGAUAGCAAUUGAGCAAACGGAUAAUAGUGUACGAGACGUUGAAGACAUCAUUUGUCAAUCACACCAGAGCAUUAGUAAAAAUACAUGUGAGAUAUGCUCACUGUGUGAACCGGAUCCGCCCUAUACAAGUGCAGAAAUUUGGAUUCAAUCUCGUUAUCCACUGCGGCCGCCAAAAGUGAAGCAACGAAUAGAGAGAGCCAUUGUUGUGGUGUUUCAGAGUCAAAACUCAGAAACGGACGAGAAAUAUUUCCUUAUACGUAAACGCCCAACAGGCGGACUACUAGCUGGCUUGUGGGACCUUCCUACAGUUGAAAUUGGCGAAGAUCCUUGGCCAAAAGAUAUGCAACUUGCAUUUGACAAUGCACUUUCAAGUUGGAUAUCUUCGGAAAAUCGUCAGUAUAUAAAAAAGUAUCAAUCGUGCGGUCGAUCAACGCAUAUAUUCACUCACAUCCAUAAAACGAGCCAUGUGUUUUAUGUUCUCGCCGACCAGAAACUUCAAGUGCAAAAAGAGUUUUAUUGGAUUUCCCAGAGCGACUUGGAGCACGUUGGUAUGUGCGAGCUUGGUCUUAAAAACUAUAGAGCUGCGCUUGAGCUUAGGAAACGCAAGGUAUCGAGUUUGAAAGACCAUCGUCGAACACUGUUAUUACCUGCGUUUUCUCAAAUGAAAGAAAAGGCGGUGUAGAAGCUGUACUGUAAUUUUAGAAUGUAAUUUUUAAGGACAUUACUUAUGUGAAGUUUGAAGUUUGGCCUUGAGCUCUUCGCGUAACUUUGUUGGGAAAUAAUCAUUAUUCCACAGUGCAAUCUCACCUCCAAGAAUUCUCGUAGAUGCGGGUGUGAGAAGACAAACACCUCGAUGAA